Molecule: messenger RNA, 5494 nt
Organism: Pogoniulus pusillus (Red-fronted tinkerbird)
Lineage: Eukaryota; Metazoa; Chordata; Aves; Piciformes; Lybiidae
Gene: RASL10B
Product: RAS like family 10 member B
Exons: 4
Coding region: 611-1276 (221 amino acids)
Molecular function (GO): GTPase activity; GTP binding
Source: RefSeq, a predicted model, not a curated record
GGUCUUUUCUCAUCGGCACCUCCCCAGAGCCCUGGGAGAAGCUGGUGUCCCUCCUGGCUUCCUGCGACUCGCUCCGGGCAUUCCCUGCCUGCUUUCUCGGGCGCUGCCUCCUUCCUUCCCCGGGCACUGCCUUCUUCCCUCCCCGGGCAUCCCUGCCUGCACCCCCGCCUGAGCACGGUGCCUGCCGCUCUCCCCGGGCACCGUCUGCUUCCACGCCCGGGCAUUCCCCCGCAUCCUUCCCCGAGCGCUGCCUCCCUCCGCCCCCGGCACUGCCUGCCCCCUCUCUGCCGUGCCCCGGGCGGGUUUUUGCGACCCAGCGGCGGCCGCGCUCCCAGCCCGGUCCCCCCCUCCGCCGCCGCCCGGCCCCUCGAUAUCGCGGCGCCGGGCGGGGGCCGGGCCGGGGCUCUGCAGCGGGGCCGCCCGCCCCGCACCGGGCUCGCCGCAUGGCUUCGCCGCCCUUCGUGGUUCCGCCGGCCCGGGCCGCUGCUGCAAGUGACGGGCUGUCCCGGAGGGGAAAUGCAUCCUGAAUGGGGCUGAGCCCCCCUGCUCGGGAAUAUGCAGCCUCGGCACCGCGGGGGCAGCACCGGGGCAGCGGCCGGCGCCUGGCGGCAUGGUGGCAACGGUCAAGAUCGCCGUGCUGGGAGCCCAGGGCGUGGGCAAGAGUGCCAUAGUCCGGCAGUUCCUCUACAACGAGUUCAGCGAGGUCUGCGUGCCCACCACGGCCCGCCGCGUCUACCUGCCCGCCGUCGUCAUGAACGGCCACGUCCACGACCUGCAGAUCAUGGACUUCCCCCCCAUCACCGCCUUCCCCGUCAACACCCUGCAGCUUCGAGUACAUCAAAACCAUCCGCCAGCAGAUCCUGGAGACGAGGGUGAUCGGCACUUCGGAGACACCCAUCAUCAUCGUGGGCAACAAGCGGGACCUGCAGCGGGGCAGGGUGAUCCCACGCUGGAACGUCUCCAACCUGGUGAAGAAGACCUGGAAGUGUGGCUACAUCGAGUGCUCGGCCAAGUACAACUGGCACAUCCUGCUGCUCUUCAGCGAGCUGCUCAAGAGCGUGGGCUGCGCGCGCUGCAAGCACGUCCACACCACCAUCCGCUUCCAGGGCGCCCUGCGCAGGAACCGCUGCACCAUCAUGUGAGCCCCCCCACGGCCCCUGCCCCCACGGACCACCCACCCACCCCCCCGGGGGCUGCUCUUGUUGGGGGUGAUGAUGCCGCAGUGGGAGCUGCGCUCAGAGCAGCACCUCGGGGCGGUGCUGGCACCCUGAGGUGACGUUGAGGGACAGUGCACCUCGGGCGGCGCUGGGCAGGGUGAUGCGGUGGCAGUCGGUGGGUGGCUUGGGCUGCCUGGGGGUAGGGAGGACUUCAGCUAAACUCCUGAGCCCACCCUGGUCCUCCAGCUCUUGGGGCUGAAGCUGCACCUAGAGGGUUGUGUCUCUGCCGUGCCUGAAGCACUGCAUGGCAUGGAGGGUAGAGGAGAUGCCUCAGGUGGUGUCCAGAGGUUGGCUGUUGGCUCCUGUCCUGACAUUGCAGGGUCAACGCUUGCUGCUGCCUGCCACCACCUGCUCUCUGGAAGGGCCUUGCCCAGUACCUGUGCCCCAAUGCCCAGAGUGGCUCAGUCCCUAGGGCACACAGAGUCCUGGUACCGACCCUGCAGCGUUGGGGUUCCUCCCUCAGAGGGCAGAGCAGCUGCCUGCAGGAGGCCAGGUUACACAGGGCUCUCUUUUGGCUCGGCUGAGUCAGAUUUCCAGGAGGAAUUCCUGAAUGAAAGCAAGAAACUGGGGGGGGGGGGGGGAAUAUAAGCCCCCAUCCUGCUCCUUGCCUCCCCCCAGGGUGCCAGGUGCUGCUGCCCCAGCGCUUCGAGUCACCUCCAGCCCCAGUUCAUCCAGGGAAGCUUUCUCCUUCCCCACCAGCCUGUCCCAACACCAAAUCACCUCGAAGCGCUCCUUGCUGGGCAGAUCAUCCCUCUGCUACCUCGCAGGCUCAGCAGGUGCCCAGCUUUGUGCAGCUCUGACCCAAGCCCCUGCUGUCCCUGAGGCAGGCAGGCUUCACCCAUGCCAACCCCUGGUGACCCCAGGGCAGGCAGAUGCCACCAUGCCAUAGUGACCCACACCAGGCUUCCCCACAGAGGCACUUGCCCCCAUCCCUGGGAGGUGCCAGCAGUGGGAGGGCAACCUCCAAAGCAAUUGGGAGCUGGAGCUGCAUUUCCAGCCAGGUUCCUUGCUUUUCCCUUCUUUCCAUGCACCCCCCUGACAGGAAGGUCAGCCUCUCAUUAGCAUUUUGCAGUUGUUUUUCACUCUUUUGGCUUGUUUUCACACCAGGCUUGCAGCUCCCCUGUGUCCUGCCCUGCAGGGUGGGUGGCAAAGCUCAGGCCGUGUUAGCAAACAGGCCUGGGGCAUCGUGCUGGCAAUGGGUGAGGAGAGGCCGAGGGGGCUGUGGCUCCCCCUUUUUGCUGCUCCCUGUAAGACUCAGGAGAACACCAUCCUCACCCCUUGAGGCAGGGUCUGAGACCAGCUCAUCCUCCAGCAAAACCAUCUCAGUGAUUUCUGGUGUCACAGGUCUCCAGCACCGCUUUGGGCAGUAAAGCAAAGGGGCACCAGCCCCAUCUGCCCCCUCACCCCCCCCCCCCCCCCCCCCCGGCCAGGUCUGCACCCCACGGAAGCACCACUGUGCUCUCAGUCACACACUCACAGCAGGUCCAGCUGAGCUCUGGCAUGGUGCAUCCCCCAGCCCUGCCCUGCAGACCCAGUGUCACAGGAUCUAGCGGGGGGGGGGGGGGGGGGGGGGGGUCACCCUGCUGCUCCCCUCCUGGCCGCUUUGGCAGCCAAACCUUGUUCCCCUUGCUCCAAAAAAAGGAAAGGAAACCGAGAGAAAAGGCAACGAGGGGACAGGGACCCAGCUCAGGGGGCUGGGAUAGCCCUGCCAGGGCAGGGGGAGGCUGGUAGUGCUCAUCGCCAUCCCUCACCUUCACGGCAACCCCCUGACCUCUGCUCGUCAGCAUUUAACACCUGCAGAUCCACCUUCUCCGGCCACCUCUGUCCCUCCCAAACGGCCUGAGAAGGAAGCUCCUUGGUGAAUGCAACAAACGAAGCAUUUCUGAAGUGCUCUGAGGCAGAGCCAGCGCCGACUAAGCCAAUACAGCAUUUGUUACCACCCCGUAGCCUGCAGUUUAUAGCACAAUUAGUGACAGGGUUUUGUAGCAGCUCUUUAGUAUUUUGGAGAAAACCAAACAAGCAACAAGGUUAUAAAAUCAAACUCUUCUCUUCUACUGCGUUUAUAGACCGAGGGAGUCCUGCCCCCUCACCACGGCUCUCGCUGCUCCCACCACCUGCCCGGAGAAAACGAGGGCUACCCACAGCUGCUGCCCCCUACCCCCGCACGGGGGAGGCAGUGGUCCUGACUAGGUGCAGGUAGAGAGCACUGGGCAGUGGCACCCACUGGGUGCAGGCAGGGAUGACCAAGUGACAGUACCAGCUGGGUGCAGAAAGGGCUGACCAGGGUGGUGGUACCCACUGGGUGCAGGUAGGGAUAGCUUGAGCAGUAGUGCCCACUGGGUGCAGACAGGGAUGACCAAGUGACAGUACCAGCUGGGUGCAGAAAGGGCUGACCAGGGUGGUGGUACCCACUGGGUGCAGGUAGGGAUAGCUUGAGCAGUAGUGCCCACUGGGUGCAGACAGGGAUGAUCGGGGUGGUGGUACUCACUAGGUGCAGGUAGGGAUAGCUUGAGCAGUAGUACCCACUGGGUGCAGACAGGGAUGACCAGGGUGGUGGUACUCACUGGGUGCAGGCAGGGAUAACUGGGCAGUAGUACCCACUGGGUGCAGGCAGGGAUGACUAGGAUGGUGGUACCCACUGGGUGCAGGUAGGGAUAACUGGGCAAUAGUACCCACUGGGUGCAGGUAGGGAUAGCUGAGUAGUAGUGCCUACUGGGUGCAGAUAGGGAUGACCAGGAUGGUGGUACCCAUUGGGUGCAGGCAGGGAUAACUGAGCAAUAGUACCCACUGGGUGCAGAUAGGGAUGACCAGGAUGGUGGUACCCAUUGGGUGCAGGCAGAGAUAACUGAGCAGUGGUGCCCAGUGGGUGCAGGCAGGGAUAACUGAGCACUGAGUGCAGAUAGGGAUGACCAGGAUGGUGGUACCCACUGUGUGCAGACAAGGAUAAUCAAGUGAUAGUACCAGCUGGGUACACAGAUAACUGAACAGUGGUACCCACUGGAUGCAGGGAGGGAUAACUGGGCAAUGGUACCCACUGGGUGCAGGCAGGGAUGUCUGGGCAAUGGUACCCACUGGAUGCAGGCGGGGAUACCUGGGCAGUGGUAACCAUUUGAUGUAGGCAGGCAUAGCUGGGCAUUGGUACCCAUUGGGUGCAGGCAGGGAUAACUGAACAAUAGUGCCCACUGUGUGCAGGUAGGGUUACCUGGGCAGUGGUACCCAUUGGGUGCAGGCAGAGAUAACUGAGCACUGGGUGCAGAUAGGGAUGACCAGGAUGGUGGUACCCACUGUGUGCGGACAAGGAUAACCAAGUGAUAGUACCAGCUGGGUACAGACAGAGAUAACUGAACAGUGGUACCCAUUGGAUGCAGGGAGGGAUAAUUGGGCAAUGGUACCCACUGGGUGCAGGCAGGGAUGCCUGGGCAGUGGUACUCACUGGAUGCAGGCAGGGAUACCUGGGCAGUGGUAACCACUGGAUGCAGGCAGGCAUAGCUGGGCAGUGGUACCCAUUGGGUGCAGGCAGGGAUAACUGAACAAUAGUGCCCACUGUGUGCAGGUAGGGUUACCUGGGCAGUGGUACCCAUUGGGUGCAGGCAGAGAUAACUGAGCACUGGGUGCAGAUAGGGAUGACCAGGAUGGUGGUACCCACUGUGUGCGGACAAGGAUAACCAAGUGAUAGUACCAGCUGGGUACAGACAGAGAUAACUGAACAGUGGUACCCAUUGGAUGCAGGGAGGGAUAAUUGGGCAAUGGUACCCACUGGGUGCAGGCAGGGAUACCUGGGCAGUGGUACCCACUGGGUGCAGGCAGGGAUACCUGGACAGUGGUACCCACUGGGUGCAGGCAGGGAUGCCUGGGCAGUGGUACCCACUGGGUGCAGCGCAUGGCCAGGCUCGCAGGGAUCAGAGCAGCCAGGGGCACAGCAGCAGCUAGAAGCCACCUGCACCUUGCCCCUACUCACACCCUUGGUACCAAGUGUUUGCCACACAUCCAACGCCACCAGCCUGGUCCUGCUAAGCUGUUCCUGAGGCUGGCAGAGGCUGAGGAUGUCCCCAGGGCAGAGCCAGGCUCUUGUCGUAGCAAGUGGUGAAAGGUUUCAGUCCAGCCCCAGCCAGGGUAUUGGCUCUGCUCCCCAGUGAGCAUCCCGACUGCCUGGACUUGGCUUUCCCUUUCUCCCUGGACUUCUGUUGGAGAUUCCCGAGGUGUCUACACUGCCUGUAACACCCUGCACCCCCUUUCAAGUCGAAUUAAAAAUCAGGUCUGUCCCUCCUUGUUCCGUA